GCGCGGCGACAGGCGCUCGGGCUGGCCCAGGCGGGCGGCCCCACGCCGGCCAGCGCGGUCAACGGGACGCCAGGGAGAGCCAGGGAACGACCCAGGCCUGCCAGAGUUCAGGGGCCAUCGUCCCGGGGGCUGUGGCGCACGGGUGCUGAGGCCGGGGACGCGGGCGCGCAGACCGACUGACUUACUGACCGAUCGCUGCAGGCACGCCCCGCUCUACCCCGCCCUGCCGCGCCCCGCGCCGCCUCCCCGGCUCGCUCUCUGCCUCUACCUUCUCUACUUCUUUUCCGCCUCCGCCUCCUUCGGGCUCCCCUGGCGCCAGAGCCUUCUCCUGGCUCAGGCGGGAGCCUGGACUGUCUGCAGAGCUCUCAUAGAGUCGGGGGGCAAAUUUCCUUGUAGCAGAAAGCCAGCCCCUUGGCUGGGCGACAGGUGCCGAGGGAGCUUCUGGCCCGUGGACCGGGGGAUGCGAAGGGCGCUUGACUUGAUGCUUGAUGUCUUUCAACCGUAUCAGAAACUAAGUCUUCCAGAGGAAUACAUGUCUCUGCAUCAAAAUCUGGAAAGCGACUCAACCAAAAGAUUUAAUGCCAGGGUUCCCUCCUGGCAUCUCUUUCUCCAUCGCUGUGAGUCUGGCCUAAUCGAAGACUGAGGUUAUGAAGUCGAUCCUGGAUGGCCUUGCAGAUACCACCUUCCGCACCAUCACCACAGACCUCCUUUAUGUGGGCUCCAAUGAUAUUCAGUACGAAGACAUCAAAGGAGACAUGGCAUCCAAAUUAGGAUACUUCCCUCAGAAGUUCCCUCUGACUUCCUUCAGGGGUAGUCCCUUCCAAGAGAAGAUGACUGCAGGAGACAACUCCCAGUUGGUGCCAGUGGUAGACACAACAAACAUCACAGAAUUCUACAACAAGUCCCUCUCGUCAUACAAGGAGAAUGAGGAGAACAUCCAGUGUGGGGAGAACUUUAUGGACAUGGAGUGCUUCAUGAUUCUGAACCCCAGUCAGCAGCUGGCCAUUGCCGUGCUGUCCCUCACGCUGGGCACCUUCACGGUUCUGGAGAACCUUCUGGUGCUGUGUGUCAUCCUGCAUUCCCGCAGUCUCCGAUGCAGGCCUUCCUACCACUUCAUUGGCAGUCUGGCAGUGGCCGACCUCCUGGGGAGCGUCAUUUUUGUCUACAGCUUUGUUGACUUCCAUGUGUUCCAUCGUAAAGACAGCCCCAAUGUGUUUCUGUUCAAACUGGGUGGGGUCACAGCCUCUUUCACAGCUUCUGUGGGCAGCCUGUUCCUCACAGCCAUUGACAGGUACAUAUCCAUUCACCGGCCUCUGGCCUAUAAGAGGAUCGUCACCAGACCCAAGGCCGUAGUAGCCUUUUGCCUGAUGUGGACUAUUGCAAUAGUAAUUGCUGUGCUGCCUCUCCUUGGCUGGAACUGCAAGAAGCUGCAAUCUGUUUGCUCGGACAUUUUCCCACUCAUUGAUGAAACCUACCUGAUGUUCUGGAUUGGAGUCACCAGCGUGCUGUUGCUGUUCAUUGUGUAUGCGUACAUGUACAUUCUCUGGAAGGCUCACAGCCAUGCAGUCCGCAUGAUUCAACGUGGAACCCAGAAGAGCAUCAUCAUCCACACAUCAGAAGAUGGCAAGGUGCAGGUGACCCGGCCCGACCAAGCUCGCAUGGACAUUAGGCUGGCCAAAACCCUGGUCCUGAUCCUGGUGGUGUUGAUCAUCUGCUGGGGCCCUCUGCUUGCAAUCAUGGUAUAUGAUGUCUUUGGAAAGAUGAAUAAGCUUAUCAAGACGGUGUUUGCCUUCUGUAGUAUGCUCUGCCUGCUGAACUCCACCGUGAACCCCAUCAUCUACGCUCUGAGGAGCAAGGACCUGAGACAUGCUUUCCGCAGCAUGUUCCCUUCAUGCGAAGGAACUGCACAGCCUCUAGAUAACAGCAUGGGGGACUCAGACUGCCUGCACAAGCAUGCCAACAACACAGCCAGCAUGCACAGGGCCGCGGAAAGCUGCAUCAAGAGCACGGUUAAGAUCGCCAAGGUGACCAUGUCUGUGUCCACAGACACGUCUGCCGAGGCUCUGUGAGCCUAAUGCUUUUGUGGCUACACAGAAAAAGAAGUUCUUUUUUUAAAGCUUAAAAUUUAGAAGUCUGUUGUCCUUGGGAUUAUAUAUUUUUAAGUUACCAUGUUUAGCAAACAGUGCCUGUCACUUGUGCUUAUUUAUCAGAUUGCUGACAUCUCAAUAGUUUAGGUACUUAAACUCCACUUUUUCCAGGGGUUUACAGUGAAGAAAGCCUGUUGCUUCAGUUACUCACAGGCCCUUCAAAGUCUCUCAAAUAGAAGGGAAACCUUUGGCUACAAAAUCUGAAGUCUAAGUAACCAUAGGGAAACACCAGGAAAUGAGUAAUGCCUUUGUAACCACAAUUUUCAAGACAAUGUGGUAUGUGUCUUGUCUAUAGUAUAAAAAAGUACAUUUUUACAAUAGGUAUAGUGCUAAAGUAGAGAUACUUUGUAAAAUGUUUUAUGUCCUGUGAGUUCUGUUUCAGUGUUUAUUGUGUGGUUUUGUCUAGUUUAGCAAAACCAGAAGGUAGACUUUCAUAAGAUCAAUGGCAUAUGGGAGUAGGUAUGUACCAGGGUGAUUCCUGUUUAGAUGGUAUUAUUGUCUGUGAUACAGUUUUAGAAACCUUAGUAUUUCUUCCAGUAUCCAUAUCUGAAGUUAACAUUGAAAUAACCAUAAAAGGUUUAUUUUUCUGUUAAAACAACAAGAAGAUUUUGAAGACUAUCCAAAGUACUAAGCAGAAUUCGUGGACACUAAAACUGUGUUAGGCCUGAAUUUCCAUAUGAGGACAUUUAUUAUCUUCUGGACCACAGCAAUUCAGUUGGGUAAUGGAUUAUAAUCAAACUGGAAAAGAGAAAGCAUACUGACUUUUUAAGGCUGACAUUGCUGACUUUCUUCAGUUGUUAGCUACCACUGGACCUCUUCAGACAGCAUGUGUCAAUCUUAAUGUACACUGUUAUCACUGUGCUGUUGCUGUUUACUUGAAGUGUAUUGCAUUGUUAUGUUCCAGAUUAAGUAGAUUUCAGGCCUGGAUGGCCAAAACACAAUCUUCUUCUUUUCAAUUGAGAAGAAGUAUUGUCUGAUUCAGUGAAAUUGUACCACGUGAGUAUGACUGUAAAUGUGUGUGUGUGUGUGUGUGUGUUCUAUCUUGUAGCUGUAACUGUUACAGCAAUGUCAUAACACAAGAAAACUGACCAAGUGUGAACUGUUCCACUUGCCUCAGUCUUGAACAUGAAUUCAGUUUCUAAGAUCAAGCUCUUCAUGAAACCUUGUCUGUAAAAAUUCUGACUAAAACCUUUCAGAAAAAUCUUCCCACCUAAGUGAUUCAGUAUUCUAAUGACCUUUAGGUGUUCCAUUAGGACAGCAUUCAGCAAGGAGUUAUCAGUAAGAGGUGUAAAAGCUUAAAGGAUUCUCCCAGGGACAUGGGAGAGUGGCAGAUGAUGAGCACGUAGUAGUGAUCAACUUCAUGGAAAUGAAAACCACUAAGAGGGAGAUGUUCUAAGACCUUCAAGACCCCCUAACAGAAAUGAGUUUCAAUGGUGCAUGUAGGCAGUCAGACCCCAGGUUAAAUAGCGCUGCACACAGCAUGCUAGUCCCCAGGUCCAGCCAUUUGAAUACAAAGGGUGAGCAGGUCAGUGGGUAUGACAAAAGGGUAGUGAAAGCUGGUAACAGCCCCAUGGCUGCCUGUGUUUAGGUAAGUUUGGGCUAAUGAAUAGGCAGUGCCUCCACUUGCUGGUAUUUAGAUGUGCCAAGGUUUAAAGAUGAUGGUUGCUAGCUUCUGAUUGGCUCCACUGCCAUGGUGCUCAGAAUUGGGCCCUUUUCCAGUACAGAGAGGUAUUGCUUUUAAAAAGCGACUUGCUCCUGUUAAGUUCUACUUAGAGUCUCUCCUCCUUGUGCAUAUUCUUACCAGUCCUGAAGACUGCAUAGCAUGAAGCAGAGAGCUAGCAUCCACCUGUGAUUUCUAGUGUUUGGGGUUCCCAGACUCAAGGGGCAGUGCCCCUUUUUGCAAUCCGUGGUAAGAUGGAUGUGGCCUGAGGACCAAGCUGGGAUGUAUUUGCCUUCUGAGCCUCUUGCUUUCGUUGUCUGUGUACAGAUGAGGACUCAGGACACAGGAGUAGUAACUCCAUAAGGAAGGGUAUUAACAGAGUAUCACCAGGGGCUGGGAAUCGCCAGACUUGUCCUACAUCAACCUGAAUAUCAAGAUUCAUGUCUCUAACUACCAGGCAGUACCACCUCUUCUCACAGAUAAAAAGACCUGGUAGGAAGUUCUGAGUAUAGGUAUAUAAAAAAUCCCGAGAUUCACUUUUAAAACUGUAUUUGUGUAAAUGCCAUUUUAGUGAUAGAUUUUAUAUUGUAAUGAACUUUCAAGACCUAAUUCAUAUAAUAAGCUAAGGGACAAUGGGGCUGAUAGCACUAAACUUGGUGCUUAUUGAUACUCUAAGAAACAUCUGUGAAAUAUCAUCAUGUGUGUAUUAAACUACCUUCAUUUAAAAAAUACUUAAGAUUAGUUGGAUCCACUUUGGCAUUUCCUAUAUCAUUUCCUAACCCUAGUGACCAAAACAUUCUCCCCAGUGAAUAUAGUCAUUAGAAUUACAUUCAUUAGUAUCAUUCAUUAGCCAGCCUCUUAAUUAGAUUCAUUAAUUUCAAUUUAAUCACUUAUAUGCUCUGGCAUCAGGGUUAUCUGCUUUCCCCCCGACAUUUGUUCCAAACACGCAUUCUUCUGCUAUUACUCUCAUCUUCAAAAGCUGAUUCCCCAACUGCUCAAGUCCUGCAGCAUAAAGACUGAGUCCUGAACUAGCGGUAUCAUUUAAACAAGGAAAGCUAUCUCCAAGGGCCCCUAGUCUUUCACUGUGUACUAAACAUAUGUAAAGGAAGUGCGGAUCUGGGCAACUUAGACAUGUGCCUGUGACAGAUAAUUCCCAGGCUCCCUGAUACUGACUGUCAGGGCUAGCUGGUAUUAAAUGCCAAGGAAUUUUUGCUGUCUAAACCCACUCUGCAGGAAAUAGGCCCAACCACCAGAUGAGAGGUAGGUCUCUGGUUACUGUUCAGUUCAUUAAUUUCUGCCAUUUCACAUCCAAGAUCACUAGCAUCAUGCACAAAAUUAGAUUUCUCGUACUCUCAACUGUAUAUUUGUAUGAUAUUUUAAAAUCUCCUAAAUGGCCAUUUACAGUUGCUUUGUACAGGCCUUCUGAUAAAAUGUUAACAUACCUAUUGUAAUAUACACAAAGCAUUCUAUCUAUUGAUUUGGACUGAAUGUAUGUACAUAGGUUUUACAAACGAGUCAGAUGUUGAAGCAGUGGUUUACAGAUCAGUGAUUUUUUCAGACAGAGUUUCUUUCGAUUGCUGUGGUAUCUUAAAAAAGCAUCCUUUGUGUAAACUUACUGAACUCUAAGGGUCCUCAGGAUCAGAGUUCCCUAGUGAGUAAAUCUUUUCUUGUAAUAAUAUGAACUGAGGUACCAGAUUAUCUUAAUUCUCACUUCCAGUGUUUCAAGUGGAAAACAUAUCUCCCUAUUGUAUCUGUAAAUGGAAUAUCCUUUUUCUCUUUAAAAAUAUUGUACUGUUAGACGUUUGUUAAACUGGUAGCAUCAUUGAGAUUGCUGUGAUGUCUUUGUCAGUAAUCUGUAUAAUAUUUUGUAUACAAGUGCUGGUAAGAUUGUUCUUCAAUGUAGCUUCAGUCAUUAAAUUACUAUAGCAAAGUAGCACUUCUGUAAUAUUACAACGUAUUAAGCCUACAGUAUAUUUUAUUUCAUUGAUGUAAUUUGUUAUUUAUUCAAGAGAAAACAGUUCAUCAUGUCUAUUGUCCAAAAUUACCUGGAAUCAAAUAAAAAUUCUAGAUUAUCAUGAAAAACA
Messenger RNA from Mesocricetus auratus (golden hamster), 5891 nucleotides. It is a transcript of the gene Cnr1, whose product is annotated as cannabinoid receptor 1. The transcript has 3 exons. Gene Ontology annotation, molecular function: cannabinoid receptor activity. Gene Ontology annotation, cellular component: membrane. The record is from RefSeq and is a predicted model, not a curated record. Gene Ontology annotation, biological process: G protein-coupled receptor signaling pathway. The coding region runs from base 648 to 2069 and encodes 473 amino acids. Lineage: Eukaryota; Metazoa; Chordata; Mammalia; Rodentia; Cricetidae.